Messenger RNA from Saprolegnia parasitica CBS 223.65, 3147 nucleotides. RefSeq lists its product as hypothetical. The transcript is spliced from 16 exons. NCBI's taxonomy places the organism in Eukaryota, Oomycota, Saprolegniomycetes, Saprolegniales, Saprolegniaceae. The record is from RefSeq and is a predicted model, not a curated record. Bases 160 to 2991 code for a protein of 943 amino acids.
CUGGAAAUCGAAGCUCUAAGCUGCCAGACGGCGGUGAAUGUGGAACUUUGCCGCAUUCAAGAACAAAAGCCGAGACAGCAUGCACGCUAUUUAUCCGCUCUACGAUAGAAAGAGCUUGUUUGCAUACUUGGCUUGGAAUCUAACACGUCCUGCGUGGAGAUGCACUGCAAAGCGCGCACGGAAAUUGAUUGUGGGUCGCCACAGGAAAAGGCCGCCAGAUGGGCGGGACACGAGGUGAAACCAACGCGAAACACCGCGAACAUACAAGUGCGAACCCGAGACGGCAUGGCUGAGGGUCGUGCCUUUCGAGCCGACCUUACCAGGGAUGACUGGGACUUUCAUGGUUACGACUUCAAGGAGCUUGAGGCCAUUUACGCCAGCGUGCUUCGCCGGCGCGCCAAGCGGGGCGUCAAAAGCAUCAGGAACCCGCGCGGGUACUACCUACUGGCAAGUCGCUACGCUCGGAAAGAUCCAUUGCCACUACACGUGAUUGAGCCAAAGCCCAAGGUCAUGGCAUCUCCAAGCAAAAAGAUCUCGUCGUUCGCCGAGGCCUACGUCGAUCCCAACAUUCUAGAGUACAUCCGCUGCGAGUGGUGGCCUCUUGCCCACUUCAACCCGAUUCUCUUCAAGCGCAAUCAUAAUAUUCCUAUUACGAAGGACGACUACAUUCGUUUUAGUGCCAAGCUUUUUCGAGGUCUACUUCCCGAUAUCGGUUUUCCAGAAGUGCUGCACCUCGUCGAGAACGAUUGGGCGAUCGACUUGCUCGUGGGUGCUUCGGCAACAACUCCAUUCCCAUCCCUCAUGGACAUUCAUCCAUUUACCAUUUCGCUUUUGGAUUUGGCCACCGCGUGCACGGCCGGCGCGCUUGACACGAUAUUUCUCUUUCUUCAAGAAGCAAAAAUCAAAUUUCGCCUCGCGCACGAAUUUGCCGAAAUCCCAAAGCUGCACUACGCGGAGCUUUCAGCACCGGACGAGACAACAUCACUCGACCCGAAUGCCGUCCUUGUCGACCACGGGAAGACUUAUACGCACUCAGUUGCACCCAACGCGUUUGCCACUGCCCCAUCCCAUCACAUUGCACUCUUCCCGACAAAACUGCCCCUCAUUGUGCUUUGCCUCGCGCUCGACAUGACGUCACGCUUGGACCUUGUUGUGCGCGCUGUCGACUCGAGUGCAGCAUCGCAAGAUGAGGUGUGGAAAGUUGAGAACAUUCCCGCAGCGCUCGUCGUGUACAAGCCCAGUGAAGCCGAUAUCACGUCGCUUCAGUUCGAGACGCUGCGCGUGCGCGUGCUGCCGGCAGCCUCUAGCUCGACCGAGACGACGUAUCACGUCACGUGUGUGUUGCAAGAGCCGGCGGCACUCGAGUUCCAAACAGACUUUUAUGGUUCCGUCGCUGCCAAGCGAGUUCGCGUGUUUGCUUUCAACCACGUGCAGCCAAACCUGGCGCAGUUAUCGCUCUCGGUCGAACCAACAUCGGCGAAAACAAGUGCUGUCUUUGGGUGCAUCUACCUCGUCAAGCACGACGUGACGGGUGUUGCGUCGUACCGAUACCAGAGCCACGCAAUAUUGCAUGGCACCGAACGCACUUACGCCCUCGCAUCGGCGCCAAUGACGGGACUCUUUUACGCGGUUCUCUUUAGUACGAUUGAGCUUCGGUUUUUGCUCUCGUACGGCGACACAGCGCCACAACCAGCCAUGUCGGUCACCGCCGUCCAGCGCCCGGCUAUGGCUGUGACUACCACCGAAGCGUCGACCGUCGCGAGUGAAACAGUCGCGGGGCAACGGACGCGCGACGUUCGUAUGGCGACCGGCCCGCUGCCGGACAUCUUUGAAGGGACCCAAAUUGAUGUCCGCGCGCGCCCGUCGUCCUCUCUACGGUCCAAAAUAUAUUCAAGCCGACUACACAGUCGCCAAGAAGCGCAAGCCAAGCUCGCCGACGCUCGUCGUGAUCACGUUCAAGAGUCGACGCCGCGUGCCCAUGCAGCGCCACAACGACCCCGUACGGCCAAUGACCGGCCAAAGCAGCGAGGGGCCGACCGAGAUGUCAACCACGACGCCGUGGCACUGCGCUCAUAUUUUGCGCACAUGGCAACGACGCAGCCGACGCUUGCAGAGCUGCGCGCGCGUGCGGCCGAGAAGGAAGCACGAUUGCACACACUCCAGAAUCUCAAGGGGCAGUUUGACAUUGUGUACAGUGACGACGAGCUUUUCAAGCAGCUAGCGCGGGCCCCUGACGCCAAGCUGGUGCUCGAACAUGGUGUGUUUAGCGCUGAGGAGUAUCAAUCCACGGCCACAUACCUCGGGGACCUUGUGGAUGGUUCGCAUGUCAAGGUCGCGCUUCAAGAGAAGCACAAUACGACGCUGGAGCGCUAUGUCGCUAGCCCUACAAAGGCUUUCGAGAGCCCUGACGAAGUCGGCGACGAGCAUCACAGCCUCGUUCAUGAAAAUCUGCUUCGCUUCCCGCCACGCGUCUGUAGCCCGCGACACCGAAAGCACGCCGCGCCAAUGGUGCUACCCAAGCAACUUCUCGCAUCGGAUCUGCCGUGGCAGCCCAUCUGGCAAGUGCACAUUGAGACGCGGGAUGCUGUCGGACCGAGAAAGCCAAGUCCGCCCAAGAGUCCGUUGAAGACUGCGCGCAACGAUGUUGUCGAGACGCCAUGCACUCCAAUGGAGAUACCAAUAGUUGACGAAUUUUCCCUGCUGACGUCGAUCCUUGCACAAAAAAGCGAUCCAGAACCAAUAGAAGCACCACUGCCCGAGACGGUCGCCGAACCAGAGCCCAGCGCUCUUCAAUACCCCGAGCUGGUGAUCCCUGACUGGAAAGACCAUCCUUCUGCGAGUGCGCAUCCGCCGCGUCUCAACAAGCAAGCCAAAACCCGGCAACGAAGUCGCCACAAGUCGCUUAUCCAAAAGCUUCCGUGGUCACGGCUGUAUGCGACCGAGUCGACAGCAGUGAUGCGCUCAGCAUGGGAAGCCGCGCCAAAAUCGUGAUGAUUAUCAUCUUAUUCCGUCUUUUGCCGCUUGGCUGGCACAUCUGCCUCGUCUGUAGCCUUUGUGAAGAGCGCAAUGAAUAGACCGCCUAUGUCGUGAAGGGGCGUAAAGCGCACCGUAUGCAGUAUGUUCCCAGGCUAUAUAUUGAGUUUUGUG